Cokeromyces recurvatus is the source of this 1673-nucleotide messenger RNA. RefSeq lists its product as uncharacterized. The record is from RefSeq and is a predicted model, not a curated record. NCBI's taxonomy places the organism in Eukaryota, Fungi, Mucoromycota, Mucoromycetes, Mucorales, Mucoraceae. Bases 27 to 1673 code for a protein of 548 amino acids. The transcript is spliced from 9 exons.
CUUUAUCUUUAUAUAUCUUUGUGAUCAUGAAACAUUUUCUUCCCUCUUUUAACGACGACGUACAAGCGAAAUUGCAAUUGAAAGAAUUUUGGUUAACAGAAGAACCUUGUCGUUGGUCAGUUAUAAACUAUCUUCAAAAUUUGGUGACUGAAAAUACAUCUGUCGAUAGACGCGAAGCUUCAAGAUAUUUAUUGAAUGACACGAACUUGAUCAAAAAGCAUGUGGUUGCUGGUUCCGUGGCUGAGACAAGAGUGGAGAGUAUGUCUACAUAUGCUCAGAAAACAAGAGGAAAGAAGGAUUUCCAGAAUUUUUUUAAUAAUUAUAGCAAAUCGUUGGCAAAGAGCUCAAUUGAGUUCAAUAGUCAAACAUCACAAUUCCGAACGUUGCUAGCGAGUCGAGUUGUAGCUGAAGAAAAAGUAAAUUUAAAAAAACGACAAUGGGAUCAUGAUGCUGAAGAAGGCACAGAUAAUAGGGUUAAUAGUGAGAAGAGCAGGAGAGCUGAUGAAAGUGAUGAAGAAGAUAUUGGGGAAUUUGAAACAGAUAUUUGGAUUGAGUGGAAAUGGUUUCUUGAUAAUCCAAGCAAUAUCCAGCAUUUGCAUCAAUUGAGCCCUGAGAAGCACAAUGUAAUCUGGUGUGGAAAACUGGUACGACGUAGAGAUUGCCUUCCAUCUACCUUGUUUAAGAGGUUGAAUGAGGGUGCUGUAUAUAUUGAUUGCCAGAAACUUGACUCUAGCUUUGUUGAAAUUUGUAGAGAAAUAGCAGAUGCGGAGUCUCGCGAAGAAAUGAAGGAGGGUAUUGAUGAAUUGCGUGCAAUUUCACGUAAUGGUGGUGAAUAUCAAAAAGCAGAAGUUGAAAUGGUUGUUAGCAUGUGUGCUUUAUUUCAAGAAUAUAUUUAUUAUAAUUGUGGAGAAAAUGUGCUGAUGAAGUCAGAAUCCUGUUAUAGAAGUUAUUUGUUUGAUGAAUGCAUGAAAAUGAUGAACAAAUACAUGUGCGAUAAAGGAAAUAAAGUUACAUUUCUACCAGGUGAAAUUGAACUAGAUGCAAUGUCAGUACAGUUGAAAGAGAAAGGGCUAAAUGAUAGUCGCUACAAGUACAAGGCGGAUGGUAUUAUCUUCAGCAAUAGAUAUUCAGAUUUGGAAAUAUUGCUGACAGAGGUAUCAAAUAGUUACAAAAGCAAAGAUAACGGAAAAGUUAGCUUUGAUCACCAUAAAGCGAUGUUCGGUAUGUUAUCGAUGCUGAGAACCAUUGCAAUGAAGUAUAAACAUGCUUCUUUUAAUACGUUUAAGAAAGUUAAGAUUCAUUUCCUUCAUGGACAUGGAGAAGCUAUUAGACAUUGGAGUAUGUCUAUUCAGACCUAUGGGGUAUAUCUUAUGACCAAGGAACAACGAGUAGAUGUGCCUGUUAAUUUUGAUGAAAAGGAUGUGCUGUUGAUUCCUUUUAUUGAGUUUUAUAAGAGUGUUGCUGUUGCAUGUGAGACUACCAUUACCAACAUUGAGCAACUCAAGAAAGAACACAAAAGAAAUAUGCAAUCGACAAGUAUGGUGAAGAAUAAAGAACAAAAUUUAUUAGAAUUAAUUGACCCUUCAAUCAUAAGAAUCAAUGAAGGAAAACAUACUAAUAUUGUGAUAGAUAGUGGCCCACAAAGUGCACCAACAAGUCCCGACCACUAUUAA